Molecule: messenger RNA, 1285 nt
Organism: Phyllopteryx taeniolatus (common seadragon)
Lineage: Eukaryota; Metazoa; Chordata; Actinopteri; Syngnathiformes; Syngnathidae
Product: axonemal dynein light intermediate polypeptide 1-like
Exons: 7
Coding region: 421-1185 (254 amino acids)
Cellular component (GO): filopodium; axoneme
Molecular function (GO): dynein heavy chain binding
Source: RefSeq, a predicted model, not a curated record
CUACUUUUCGAGUGGAGGCUGGCUUGACCGCAGUUAUAUUUGAUAGCAUGACGUAUCCUAGUGUGGCUAACUACGACGAAAACGUGUUGGCUGUUGAUCGUACAUACCACAAAGUGUUUCGCGUCCAUUACUUGACGUCUUCGUUUCCAGACCUACCUCCCGACUAAGACCAGAAAAGACCCAAAUGAAUACAUUUAUUCCACUCUAGCAUUAUUAUAAUUAAUGCACAUACCAGGCACGUCGCGUCGAAUGACGUCUGGUAUCUGGGGCGAUUAGUGAUGAUGUUAGAGGUCUGUCACACUCGUGGAGCAAAUUUCAAACAUUCUGCCCUCGAAUUCGUUACAAGGGUGACUGACGCGUUUAAACGAGGACAAGGUGUCAACAUGAGACUUGAAUUGACAGUUUUGUCUAUUACGCACCAUGUUCGAACCCCCCGAAACUCUGCUGAAAUAUGAAAACCCAGUUUUAAUCAGCAAAACUACAGAUAAAAAGUGUUCGAAGGGGGGUCGUCCUUUUAAAGUGUGCACCCAACCGCAUGCUGACUCCCCUGUGCCACCGCCUCCGAAACCCAAAUCCUCUGCAGCUGAAGCCCCCAGGCAGCAAAAUGAUGACAUACUUAACCUCAUCUUUCCACCCAGGGAAUGGAUGGAGGGAAACCAGCUGUUCGUGCAGCAAGUGUCCAGUGCGCCGUGCACGCGAGCGGACGUGGUGAACCUCGAGGAGCACCUGGACAGAAAGCUGCAGCAAAGGCGGGCCAUAGAGACGGGAAUAUGCCCUGUCCGAAGAGAGCUUUAUACUCAGUGCUUUGAUGAGCUGAUCAGGCAGGUGACCAUCAACUGCGCCGAGCGGGGUCACUUGCUGUUGCGGGUCCGGGAUGAGAUCCAGAUGACCAUCGCCGCUUACCAGACUUUCUACGAGAGCAGCGUGGUUUUUGGCAUGAGAAAAGCUCUGCAGGCCGAGCAGGACAAGGUGGACAUGGAGAAAAGAAUUGCUGUGCUGGAGCAGCAGAAAGAGGAGCUGCAGAAAGAGUUGCGCGAAGAGAAGGCCAAAUGCGAAGUCAUCGAAAAGACCGAAGAAGAGAAACACGAAGUGCAGGAAAAGAAGUACACGGAGCAGAUUCAGUUCCUCAAGAGAACCAACCAGCAGCUUAAGGCCCAGCUGGAGGGGGUUGUGACACCGAAAUAACUGCACAGCAGCCAUUUAACUACAUAGCAUGUCACUGAACAAUGUAUUUUUUAUGAAUGUAACUUUGAGUAAUAAUUGAAUAUUAAAUGUCUUUUUUUUA